AUGGGACUAAUGUAUGUGCUGGCUCUUGUCGUCCUUUUUGCAAUGACAUUUAACAAUGCUUUUUCAAAUGCAUCGCCAUCCUCUUUAGACAUUGACUCUUUGGUAAAUGUUGUCGAUUCGAGGAUGAUACGUCGGGAAGAAUACGAUCCAUAUGGUUUCAAUUCCAUUUUGAGUCGAUAUUACAAACGUUCAAGACUCGCUGAUGCUACAGUUCCCGAUGGCCAUUAUUCUCCCGAUGAACUUAGCUUCUUCGAAUAA
Adineta ricciae is the source of this 258-nucleotide messenger RNA. NCBI's taxonomy places the organism in Eukaryota, Metazoa, Rotifera, Eurotatoria, Adinetida, Adinetidae. The record is from the annotation of a GenBank genome assembly.